AUGAAAUGUUCUAACAAAUUUCGGGGAUGUUUAGCUCAAGUCAAAAAUCUUCACCCAAGUGAGAUUUCUCAAGUUGAUAUAAUGCUUCAAGCAAAAUUGUUAUACCAUCAAGAUGAAAACAAACAUUUUCUUUUUGAACAUUGUUGGCCAAUCUUGCAAAACAAUAUUAGGUGGCAAGAUGUAACUCCUACGAACACAGUGAAGUCAAGAAUACAUACACCGUUUUCCCCUAAUUCAACCCCCGAUUCUCCUAUGGAUAACUCCAUUUCUCUUGAAGAUGACACCAGUCCAAGUGUUGGUAACAAUCCAACUGUCGGUGAAGGCAGUGUCUCUGCAAGGGGUAAAAGGCCGAUGGGUAGGAAAUCUGCAAAAGAAUUAUUCCGGAGAAAUCAAGUCAUUGAAACUGAAGUCCAAAAAAUGAGCAUACAAUUAGACACAUUUAACCAACACCUUGCUGAGAAAGAAAAGAAAAAAGAGGAAAGAGAAGAAAAAAGGAUUCAAGCACUACAGGAGAUGAAAGAACUUGAGAUGAAAAAGCAUGAGUUUGAGAUGAAAAAGGAAGAACACCAAAUAAUGACUACGGACAUUUCUCAUUUGGACCCUCAGAUGAAAGCGUAUUACACAAUGCGAAAAAAUGAGAUUGUCGCCAAGUGGUCCUCAAAUGUGAGCAGCCCAAAUUUUUAUUUCCCCCUACCUCCUGAUGAAUAAUUACGAGAUAAUGUAUUUUUGAAAUUUGCAAUAUCUUUUAUUUUUUGAUGUAAU
Messenger RNA from Camellia sinensis, 762 nucleotides. NCBI's taxonomy places the organism in Eukaryota, Viridiplantae, Streptophyta, Magnoliopsida, Ericales, Theaceae. The record is from RefSeq and is a predicted model, not a curated record.